GAAAAAGAGGUGGAGUCCAGCGCGAGGAAACAGCUUGAAAACAAGCUGACGCCUCGCUCGAGCUGUGGAACCUGAUCACGACUGUGGCGUCUCUAACUACGCGCUGAGAUUAUUUCAUUUGGCAGUUUUAAGGGACUUUGGCAGCGCGCCUUGACCGUCGGGAAGGCCAAGAAAGAACAUUUUGGGAAGCUGGCGUCAUGGCUCUACUGGACUUCCUGCGCUGGAGAGCUGCCACACUACUGCUCCUGUUUGUCGCCGGGUUGGACUGCAUAUCGGUGCACAUCCCCAACGAUGAGCCCAUGUACGUCAUCCCGGACUCUACCCUGGUCGUCCGCGCCCACAUCCAGUACGGCUCUCCGGACGAGCUGACAGGCGUCACCUGGGAGCGGCGGCCCGAGAGCGGCGCCCCCGAUGGGCGGGCCGCGCUGGCCACCUGCCCCGGGGGGAGCCCCCCGCAACCUGUCCAAUGCACCGUCACCCGGCCCAACGCGCGCGCCAGCCUGGAGGAGCAGGCCAGCGUCCUGCACAUUAGCCAUUUCGCAAAAGCUGACGCGGGAAUCUAUGCUGUCACCGUGACGAGUAAGGCCGGACAAUCCAGCACGGCACUCGUUAUCGUCCGAGAAUACGAGGCGGUGCACCACGUGUCGGUGAGCAUCAACGUGUCACACUCGUCGUUGGUGUGCGGUGAGGCAUGGGGCACGGAGCCUCAGUUCAGCUGGCUGCACGAGCGCGACGCCGUCACCGGCAGCGUGGGCCGCGUAUCCCCCGACGGCGCCACCCUGGUGGUCACCAAGGUGCCCAUUUGCGGCCACUUCACCUGCGUGGUCAGCAACAAGCUGGGCUACAGCUCUGCCACCUACACGGCCGCACCUUGUGAAUCAGGCGGCAUCAGUGGAUCGACGGUGGCUGUCAUUUGUCUGGUGGUGCUGCAGAUCUUAGGAGCAGGCCUGGCAUUUCUACUCUGGAGACGCUACCGAAACAGGAACCGAGGAGACAGGCUGCGAGAACAUUUGGACGACAAUAUUUAAACAGCGCCAAAAGGGAGUACAGGAAAUGUGCAUAAUUAAUUUGAGGAAGUUUUUCAAUGUCUCCAACAGGACUUGUUCUAUAAUAUCACGUGUAUAGUCUUGAACUACACUGCCCCCUGCUGGGUCACAUGUGAAACUGCGUGUUGAAGCCAAUCAGUCAUCCGGAACACUAAAUAGAACACACACCAAAGUAGAAAGUUGCAGUUAUUUUAAAAAAGAUGCGAUGUGGAAAUUCUCCACUCCUUCUCUGAAAAAUAAAGCAGAAAUGUUUCUAAA
Molecule: messenger RNA, 1304 nt
Organism: Syngnathus typhle (broad-nosed pipefish)
Lineage: Eukaryota; Metazoa; Chordata; Actinopteri; Syngnathiformes; Syngnathidae
Exons: 6
Coding region: 198-1028 (276 amino acids)
Source: RefSeq, a predicted model, not a curated record